Molecule: messenger RNA, 1758 nt
Organism: Paramecium pentaurelia
Lineage: Eukaryota; Ciliophora; Oligohymenophorea; Peniculida; Parameciidae
Source: the annotation of a GenBank genome assembly
AUGAAUAAUAAUUAAACUUCUCAUGAAAUUUAAUCUUGUAAACAUGGCAAGAAAUCUUUUUCCAUAACUUCUUUAUAAGCUGAUCCAAACAAACUAAGAAAUAAUAAAAUACUAAGCAAUAACAUUUAAAUAAGUCGAGGAGAUUCUAUGAGUAGAAUGUCAUACGUUGAUAAAGAAGAUUACAUUGAUCAGAUUUAAAAGUUAAAAAAGGAGAAUAAUCUACUUAGAAUUGAGCUUAAGCAAGUUAAAUCUUAACUAAUGUAUUAUCAGGUAUAAAGUAUUUAAUUAAGAAAGAACUCGAUAGUUUAUAAUCAUAAUGUUAAGAAUCUGAUAACAUUUCUGUUCCACUUUAAUAGUAGGUCAAAAUUAAAUAGCUUUUGAAGACACUAUAACAAAAGGAAACAGAAAUUGAUUAACUUAAGAAACUAUUGAAGGUAGAUUAACUGAAUGAACAAUAAGAAUAAUUGUAAAAAUUAAGAGCAUUAUGUGAAAUACAAAAGUAGAAACUGCUCAAUAGUGAAACUGAAAUUAUCAUACCAACUAAAACUAAUAUCUUGAGAAAUUUGGAAGAAGACAAUAUUCGACUUGUUUAAAUUGUAACUGCUCUUGAAGAAAAAUUGAAGGGCUUUGAUUCGAUUAAAAAAUAAAAUACUAUAUUUUAAAGCAAAAUUUAAAACCAAUAAAAGUUAAUUCUCUAAUUACAGUUAGAAAUCAGAUAGUAUAAAGAUAGAGACACUAUUUUUGCUAAUAAAGUUACUUAAUAAAAUAAGUAAGAUAAUGUAAUUUAAAAAUUAACAACUGAGAUUAAUAAAUUGAGUCAAUCAAGCCAAAAUUAAUAAUCUUAAAUAGACAAUCUUAUGUCAAAUUUAUAAAAUUAAUAAGAUAAAUAUGAGAAGAUUAUUAUGGAAAAAGAAGAAGAAAUUUUAACUUUAAGAAUAAAAAUAGAAAAUAUCAAUAAAAUUAUGAUUGAAGAUCAUUAAGGAUUAUCUGAAUAGAGAAAUAGAAAAAAUAGUAAAAAUACACCUUUAUUCAAACCAUCUUCAUUUGCAAAUAUAAGUGGAAAUUUUAAAUUAAAUUAAGAUUUUGUUCUUUCAUCUUAAAGAUCAUAAAGUGCAACUCAUAGAAAGAAAUUAGUUUUAAUAACAAAAUAAGAUCUUUAAUAAGUCAUUAAAAUAUUGAAAUAUUAAUUACUAAUUAAUUAAAUAAAUCUUAAUGAUAUCGAUUAAGUAAUAUUUCAUAUAAUAAUUUAGCAUUUAUUCUGUUCAAUUUUAUAAGAUGAUGAUAUUCAAUUAAAAGAUUUAGUUGAAUCCAUACAAAAGUCUACCUUUAAAUUAAAUUAUCAAUAAGCCCAUUAAUUAGGUCUUUACUUGAUGGAUUCUGAAGAUGGAAAUGAGACAUCAUCUAAAUAGAGGAUACGUAGCAUAUUCAAAACAUUAGUUGAUAAUUACUAAUUGCCAUCAGCUUAAGAGAUUGCAAAUAUUAAAAAAGAGUUAUCAUAAAUAUUUAAUGAAUAAGAAUUCCAAAUGAUUAAGAGUUAAUUAAUUGUAAAAUAUGGACAUUAAAUAAAGAAAUUGCAAAUAUAUGUAUAUAAAUUCAAUAUUAGAUUAGGAUUUAUUUGAAAUAUUGUAAUUGAAGGAUAUUAAAUUAUCAAAAUAAAUAAAAGAAUACAUGGAAGCUAUGUUUUUUAAGUUAAAUGAUCAAACACCUAAUGUUUUUUAGAUUGAUUAAUUGCAAUUAAUUUACUCAAAUGAUGUGUGA